CCCCCUGGCGGAACCUCUCUGACGCCGGAACCAAUUUGCUGUGUGGUGCCGGCGGCCAGAGGACUGUCUUAGCAAAGGACCACUAAUUCUCUGUGGAGGGUUGGUCGCGGCGCUUCCGGCAGGAGAACGCAGCCGUGAGGUUUUCGUCGUCGUCACCGUCCCGCGAUAUGCACCGCCCGAAUUUUCGACCCCCAACUCCUCCUUACCCCGGCUCGGGUGCAGGAGGUUGGGGUAGCGGAAGCAGCUUCCGGGGCACCCCGAGUGGAGGCGGACCGCGACCUCCCUCCCCUCGGGACGGGUACGGGAGUCCGCACCACACUCCGCCGUACGGGCCCCGGUCUAGGCCCUACGGGAGCAGCUACUCUCCGCGACACGGCAGCAGCUUACCGGGGGGCCGUUUCGGGUCUCCGUCCCCUGGCGGCUACCCUGGCUCCUACUCCAAGUCCCCCGCGGGGUCCCAGCAGCAGUUCGGCUACUCCCCAGGGCAGCAGCAGACCCGCCCCCAGCUUCUGGCUGACAAAGUUGACAACGGCCUUAGAAGGCAUAAGAAGAAGAUGGCAGAUCCUCCAAACUGGAUUCCUGAAGGACUGUAUGAAGCAGUCACGACCUGAUCUAAUGAUAAAGUUAAAAAUUCUUAACUGUGCGACAAGCACACAUGAUGGAGGAGAUCCACAUUGGUCACACACACCCCCAACGUUUGUUUCCCGUGUACUAGGUGUAAACUCCAUCCAGUUUUCCUCGUAUUCAAAUAAGAUAUCCAAAAUCAAAUGAGAUGUAAUGAUAAGCUGAAAUAUACUGUAUUUCUGAAACAAAAAAAAAACCCUAGCAAUAAUUUCUGGAACAUUUCAGUUAUUCUUUGUGUAACAGCUUAUACUUAGAAAAUACUUCAAAGUGGCAACACUUGGAUGAGUGCACUAUGGUAAAGGCUUACCUUUAUGCUUGUUACAAAAAAAUAUGAAUGAAAAAUCAUUUGCUGUAUGAAAAAUUGGGAACAAUACAUUAAAUCUGCUGAACACAAACUUGAGUAUGUUACUAAAAUUUACUGGAACAAUACCUGUAUUUUAAAGUCAUUCCAUUAAAUUAAGCCUACCUCUCUGAUUUUAAGGAAAUUAGAAUCAUUUGAAUCUGAAGAGAAGUUUAAAGGAGCACAUAAACCCCUGAAAGGUAUUUACUUGUAAAACAAAAUACUACACCAAGUUUUUAUCUUAUAAAUUUGGUUAAGCAGAAAAAUUAAGUAUUCAAUUCAGUAUUCAUUACUCAACAAUACAAAGUUAUAGAAUUUUAUACUUCCUACUUCUGUAAGCUCAAAAUUCCUAUGUCAGUUCAGACAGGCAAUGGAGACCAUGGCUCAGAGUGAACACACCACAACCCUGACACUCCACUGAAACCCAACAUUUCAUUUUAAAAGGAAAAGUUAAUGGGAAAAUGGAUUUUGGUUAUGUAAAACUUGGCUUUAUAGCCCAUUUUCUAUUCCAGUGUGAAUAAAUUACCUGCAUUAAAAAAUCUAUGAAAUGGAAAAUAGUAUUUUAGCUGUUCUCUAUCUCCACUAAAACCUAACAUGAAAACCAGAAAAGGAUUUAUGUAAGGGUGACAGACACAUACUUGUAGUAAGAAAGGAGGAUCGAACCACAGUUAAAUCUCAAUUAAUCAGCUAAGCAAACAAUUCCUAAGUAAGCAGAAUAUUUCCCCAAAAAACAGUCACUUAAGUUUAGUCCUUCAAAAAACAUACAAGUUUUGAAUUAAAUACAUAUUUGGACCCAUUUAUUUUUUUUCAAUUUUUAUCAAGAGCCACUAUUAUAUAUGAUGGAAAGUAAAAAGUUAGGAGUUGGAAACCUUGAUCUAUAUACUUUGAUUCUGCCAAUAAAUAUUUUUGAUCUUUAAAGUCACUCAGUCUUUUUUAGGUCUAUGUUUUCUCAAAUGCAAAAAUAAGGGCUACAGCUUUUCAGCUCUAGAAGUUUUAAACUUAAAAAAAAAACCCAUACAACCUUUUCUUAAAAUACUAAUCAAAAGUAUAGUAGGUAAAACAAAGAUCUAGGGGACUGGAGCUCUGUAUAUAACCACCCAUCUACAUCACAGUUUCUGAGGGGCUUAAUGAAUUCAGUAGAUCCAAAAUACCAUUUAAAAACUCUAAACACACAGUGAAAACAAUUUUCAGAUCAUGUCACAGGUAUUGCAAGAAUAAAAAAUAAAAAAAAAAGAUUUUUUUACCCCAUAAAAAAUUCAAACUGAAGAGGACUUUUUUCAACUAACCAGAAACUGGCAAAGAUUCAGUGAAAGCAAAUGCCUAUUUCUAAUAAUUCUAAUUAACUGAUAUUUCAUUACAGUUAUAGUUACACUAGAGAAAUCACAGAAUUGCCAUAAAUGAAGAAUUUCAGAAUUACAUAAAUAUGUGUGUGUGUGUGUGUGUGUGUGUGUGUGUGUGUGUGUGUGUGUAUCUGAAAAUAAAGAAACAAUGUUGUCUGACGGGAAAGGAAUGGGCUUAACUAGAGAUACAUCAAACCCAGUUAAUUCCACAGUUUAUUACAUAAAAUCCACUACUUCACAAACUAUUUCAUUUUGAAAUUCCAUAUUGGUUCUAGUAAGACAAGUCAUAUUUCAUUACCACCAGACAUAAAAGGAGACAAAUGGGAUACACACACCAACUUUACCAGAGAAGUUAUACACUGAAAUUCCUCACAAGUUUAAAACAAGCAGACAUCUGAAGACAUAACUUUAAAAGAAAAAAGUACUCCAAAAUAAUAAUUAAAACAAAGUUUCUAAGUUUAAACAUGCAAUAUAAAAAACAUACAUUAAAGUUUUUCACUAAUCACAAAAAAAUUUGAAUGUGUGGAUCUGCAUUAGAAAUGUAAGCAUGAGUUUUUAAAAAAUUCCUAAGUUUACUUGAAAUACAUUUAAAAUGGUACUUUUAAAAAUUAUAUUUAUCUCUUAGGUGUUAAAAAAUGAAGUAUUUUUAAAUUGAGAUAAAUGUAUCAAAUUUUACACUUAGAAUAAUCAACCUACUGUGGUAUAAUUUCAUAUUUAAUGUAUUUCACCAUGAGAACUAAAUUUCUCUUUUGUUAAAAAUAUAAUCAAUCAGGUGUUAUUAGUAUAGCUUCUAAAACUGGUCUCUAAUGUCUACAACAUUCAUUUCAAAGUAC
Messenger RNA from Manis pentadactyla (Chinese pangolin), 3137 nucleotides. RefSeq names its product M-phase specific PLK1 interacting protein (gene MPLKIP). The transcript is spliced from 3 exons. Lineage: Eukaryota; Metazoa; Chordata; Mammalia; Pholidota; Manidae. Gene Ontology annotation, cellular component: centrosome; nucleus; midbody. The coding region runs from base 168 to 611 and encodes 147 amino acids. The record is from RefSeq and is a predicted model, not a curated record.